AUGGACAGUGGAUCGCGGUCCCCUCCCGCAAACCCGAACGCGAAAGUGGUUGUCGUCACGAACUUGACGCGAAACGUCAUGGAAUCGCAUCUGCAAACAAUAUUCGGUUUCUACGGCGAGGUGGUCAAGGUCGAUCUCCCUCUCUUCGGAAAAUCGGGACAAAACAGAGGCAAGGCGUCACUCGAGUAUGUCGACUCUGCGUCGGCACAAAAGGCGGUCUCGCACAUGGACGGCGGUCAACUGGAUGGCGCCAUCAUCAAGUGUGAGCUCUCGGAGGCCUCCAUCCGCUCG
Molecule: messenger RNA, 291 nt
Organism: Trametes versicolor FP-101664 SS1
Lineage: Eukaryota; Fungi; Basidiomycota; Agaricomycetes; Polyporales; Polyporaceae
Product: RNA-binding domain-containing protein
Exons: 2
Biological process (GO): mRNA splicing, via spliceosome
Cellular component (GO): nucleoplasm; ASAP complex; cytoplasm
Molecular function (GO): RNA binding
Source: RefSeq, a predicted model, not a curated record